This is a messenger RNA of Pantherophis guttatus, 1709 nucleotides long. RefSeq names its product VHL binding protein 1 (gene VBP1). NCBI's taxonomy places the organism in Eukaryota, Metazoa, Chordata, Lepidosauria, Squamata, Colubridae. The record is from RefSeq and is a predicted model, not a curated record. Gene Ontology annotation, molecular function: tubulin binding. Gene Ontology annotation, cellular component: prefoldin complex; cytoplasm. Gene Ontology annotation, biological process: tubulin complex assembly; microtubule-based process; protein folding.
GUGCCUGGAUAGAAAGGGCUGAAGCGGCGAUCUUUCCCAAAUGCGGUCCGGGUGGUGACUCCCGCAGCUUUGGCUGGGGAUUCUGGGCGCUGUAGUCCGUGGGAGCUGCUCAAGGGCACCUAUUGGGGAAAGAUCCUGUUUCUUGGAAAAGAAGUGAUGAUGGGGGGGUUCUGCCUAAUUUACCGGUAUACUGCCUUUGAAGGUAGAGGCUCUAUUCUGUUCCAAGACCGUCUUGUGCCAAUCCCUCUCUCUCUCUCUCUCAGCCCAGCCCACCUCACAGGGUGGUUGUUGCGAGGAAGAUGUAGAUUCUUUCAUGAAACAGCCAGGAAAUGAAACAGCAGAUGUAGUACUCAAGAAGCUGGAUGAACAGUAUCAAAAAUAUAAAUUUAUGGAGCUUAACCUUGCCCAGAAGAAAAGAAGAUUAAAAGGUCAAAUUCCUGAAAUUAAACAGACAUUAGAGAUCUUAAAACACAUGCAAAAGAAGAAGGAAUCUACAGAUCUGAUGGAAACCAGAUUCUUAUUGGCAGAUAAUGUCUACUGUAAAGCAUCAGUUCCUCCUACAGAUAAAGUUUGUCUCUGGUUAGGGGCCAAUGUUAUGCUGGAAUAUGAUAUUGACGAAGCCCAGGCACUGCUAGAAAAAAAUCUUAGCACAGCUACAAAAAACCUUGAAUCCCUAGAAGAAGAUUUGGAUUUCCUUAGAGAUCAAUUUACAACUACAGAAGUCAAUAUGGCCAGAGUUUAUAAUUGGGAUGUAAAGCGAAGAAACAAGGAUGACCCUGCUAAGAACACAGCAUAGUUCUGCUAGUUUUAAAUACGGUUUUGUUUUUUCUUACUUUUAAACUACGGUUCGGUUCAGCCUUUGAUGGACUGUGUUUAAUUUAAUCUUUUUGGUUGUUGACAUAAUGGCGAGCAUCUUUGGUUUUUUUAUUCUUUAAAAAGGGCAAAUCUUAUUUGGUCCCAUGCAUGCUUCAUGCAAUUGGCUUGUUGGAAAAGGAGCCACAACAGUAUGUAGUGAAGAAGCCCCUCAUCAAUCUGGGAUUUGAGUCAAGGGAAUUAGAAAGGGUCAUUUUGUAAGUCACAGAUACUCUUUGAUGCUCAAGAUUUAUUAAAGAGGUCCACAGAAUAUAUCAUGGGGACAAACAUAGAGCUGAUGUGACAGAGUGAAUACAUCGUUAUGUUUUUGGCAAAUGACCCCUUUAAUAUCACCCUCCAGACGUUCUCUGUUUAAUUCUGUUCCGGAGAAUGGCUCAUCUUGGUACUUCAAAAGAUCACAAUUGACCUUUGAAGGGUUAAAUAAUAAAACACUGAAUCCUGUUUGUAGUCUUAGUUGGUCCUUGUAUACGUAAAUAUCAAUUCCUCCCGAUUUUUCAAAUGGGCAGCCAAAUUUUUUAAUACUUUGCUUCAUUUUACUGGCAUGCUGGCCAUUCUUCCCGUUUGGUCCAGAUGUCUCAACACUUGCAAAGAUACUUGCUGCAACUUCUGGAACAUAAAUGGUGUAUUGCAGCUCAGCUGUGUUGUCAGGUUGAAUGUUAUUCCCAUGUUGCUUAUUAAGGAAGCCUUGCAAAAAUGUUGCCUUGACACCUUUUCUUUGAAGCACACCUGAUGGCCAAAUUAGCAGUGUAACUACCGUAGCUGCUCAGGUUUCACCUCACCAUUCAGUGCAAAUGUUAACUGGCUUCUAGUUUCAUUUAAUAAACAAUAUCUGUAAA